Molecule: messenger RNA, 339 nt
Organism: Spirometra erinaceieuropaei
Lineage: Eukaryota; Metazoa; Platyhelminthes; Cestoda; Diphyllobothriidea; Diphyllobothriidae
Source: the annotation of a GenBank genome assembly
AUGGGCUCACCGCUUCAGCCGUUCUUUGCAAAAGUUUUUAUCGGCAAAGUUGAGAAAAAAAGACUACAAGAUACCAUUAAUGACCUCCUCUUCUACGGUUGGUACGUGGACGAUAUCUUCGGCCUGGUGGAUGGUAUCACCGAUACCGAGGACCUUGUGCAAAAGUUCAACAAUGCGCACCCCUCGCUAAAGUUCACUGCAGAGUCCGAGGCAGAUAACGAAAUUGCGUUUCUCGAUAUCCUUUUGCACAGGCAAGAGGAUGGAUCUGUCCAGCGCAGGGUGAUCCGAAAGAAAACCUGGACGGGACAAUACGUUAAUUUCCGCAGUUUUGCUCCCUAA